Molecule: messenger RNA, 1788 nt
Organism: Monascus purpureus
Lineage: Eukaryota; Fungi; Ascomycota; Eurotiomycetes; Eurotiales; Aspergillaceae
Source: the annotation of a GenBank genome assembly
AUGCGUUCAAUACGAAGUUCGCCGAAUUGGAUCUGGUGGAAACUGGAUCUAACCGCGGAUGGUACGGAUAGUUGUGUCAGCCAGCAGGGAGAUGACGACUGCAUGGAUGAUGCUGAGCGACAGGAAUUGAAGGCUCUUUGGCAGGAUGCUUCAGGGAAUGAUAAACAUAAGACAUAUGCCACGCAAGACGAUCUCGAUGAUGUCGACCGACAGGUAGCAUAUACCCAUGCUGUCAGGUCUAAGUUUUCUGCAGCGCUUAGUGGUCAUACAAGUCCUUCGUGUGCUGGCACUGGGGAUGGGUCAGAGCCCCUCGAUCUCUGUCAAGACCCAGCUCCAGGAACGGGGGAAGUAGAGGACGUAAGAAGUCCAAUCCCCCGCGAAGGAACGCAUGGUGCCUCUGAAGCCCUAAUGUGCAAUGCACCGACGAGCAAUAGGGGCUUUCAGCAUCUAUUGGAUUGCUCCGCGUGCCCUAUGGAUCUUCAAGAUAUCAGUGAGAGUGUGAACCAACCACCAUUUAGUUAUGAUCUCCCGGCCGCCACGGAUCCUGGAGGCCUGAGUUCCGAGAAAAACUCAGGUCAGUCGGACCUCAACGAUCUCGCCAACGUUAAUGAUGACGAUUAUGAAGUGACAGUGAGUGGCGACGAGCAUACUUUGAAUCCGAUCGAACAAGGCACGGCUCCUGCGAGUGCAACCUUGAACAUCUCUCGAAUUACGGGUCAUGGACCGGUGUCAGGAUUGGCAAGAGUCGAUCUGAUAAACAAGUCGCCAAUGAGAGGCUCUAUCGCAGCUCCUGUGACUGGGUCCUCCGCGUCGGCUACUUGGACACACGCCAGACAUAAUCAGGCAGGCCAAAGCCGCAAAAGAAACAAUCGAUCUGAUUCUUCCAAAGACGUGGACAAUGAUACCCCCAACGAUGACGAUUAUGUUCACGCAGAUAAUGGGGCGUCUGGCAUGGAAACACAACCUCGUCCGGCUAAGAGACGAAGACAAACACGUGCUUUAGCAUCUCCAUCUCGCCGAAAGCGAUGUACAGCGUCAUUGCGGAAUCAAUCUAGCAACCAGUCUCGAACGACGAAUUUGCCUGAUUCUGAGACUAUUCACGUUCAAGGCUGUCUCAUCCGGAAAAUCUCCCUUGCCAAAAUUGAAUAUUACUGUUGCUUCACAGAGAUUCGAGGUACUCCCUUCGUACCUGGCACAGUGUUCCCAUCGCUGGACCAGAAUUGUGAUCAGCCUCCGCAGACAAGUCUGCAUAAUAUUGAAACUGUUUCUAUUCGAGGUCUCUUCACCCGCGAUCCCUCUCAGCGUCGAAUCGUAUAUAGCUGUUCCUUCACGGAAGAAAGUGAUUUGCCCACGUUCAAUCCCGUGACGGAAGCUGAAUCCGAUUCCCCGAACGAUGUAGGUGAUACUGGAUAUGAUGAAUUGCGCUCCACCGCCAAAGCUUCAACGCAUACUUCGACGCCUAACUCAAUCAAAGGCAUGCCGUUCUCACCUGAAGAAGAUACGCUCCUAAUCAGCCUAAAGGCAGAUGGUCUAUCAUGGUCGGCUACUGAGACGCGCUUUCCAGGGCGGACCAGAGGCUCCCUUCAAGUGAGAUAUUGCACGAAAAUGAAGUCUCGGAUAUCCGAGAGCAGCGGAAAGCAGUCGGGUCCGGCUAGGUCCAUGGCAUCCCCAGUAAGGCCUGGUCUCGAAUCCGAUCGGGAAACCUGCACUGCAGAGAGUGCGGCACCAAAUAAGCGAUACGGGCCGCCUCGAUCCAGAUGUUCAGUCAAUAGAUACUCACCAGGAUGA